UGAAGGGCAAGAUGAACAUGCAUCGUGAUAACAUUAGGUAGUUACUAGUUAAAAGCCCACAACAACUUGGUAGUGACACAUUAUAACAAAACUACUUUCUUUAGGCUUCUUCGGUCGUUAGAUCUGAAACUCUCUCCUCUCCCAAUGUCGUAGAUUGUAAGCAAACUCUUUUCUCACAUCAUCACAUACAGCCUUGAUUCCAGGCGUCUCUCUUCAGAAACAAUGAACAGGAAUCUCAGAGAGUCUCUUGCCGGUGGGAGGAAUACUCCGGCGAUCUCACAGUUCCGCAGAGGCAAUAACAACAACAACAACAUCUCUCAGAACGGUUUCUCUAGAGAUUCCGAUGAGAAUCUCGAUCUCUUCUCCAAGAUCCGCCGCUCCUUCCCGUUGUCUUCUUCCUCUGAUGAAUUACCCGACGUUUCUACAAAACUUGGGAGGCUCUCUGUCGGAUCCAAACCAGCUCCCAGAGGCAAAGGUGAUGAUCUAUUGUCCUCUGCUGAAGGAGGCAAAAAUGAUUACGACUGGCUUCUUACUCCUCCUGGAACACCUCUUGGGAACGACUCUCAUUCAUCUUUGGCUGCUCCAAAGAUCACACCUUCUGCUAGAGCCAGUUCUGCUUCCAAGGGAUCAAGGCUUUCGGUUUCACAGUCUGAGACCAGUUACCACUCCACACGUCCAGCUAGAAGCAGCUCCCUGACGCGCCCAUCCAUUUCCACCUCCCAAUACACCUCAAACCGUUCACCAUCCUCCAUCCUCAACACUAGCUCAGCUUCAGUCUCCUCCUACAUCAGACCUUCAUCCCCUAGCUCCCGCUCCUCAUCUUCCGCUAGACCUUCCACUCCCACCCGCACUUCUUCCGCCUCACGCGCCUCUACUCCCUCGAGAAUCCGUCCAGGCUCAUCUACUUCGUCAAUGGACAAGCCUAGACCGUCACUAAGCUCGAGACCAUCGACUCCAACUUCAAGACCGCAGCUCACAGCUAACUCCCCAAACAUAGUCGCUUCUUCCUCUAGACCAAACUCUCGUCCUUCAACCCCUACGCGCCGAACCCCAUCCAUCUCCUCUGCAUCCGCCACUAUUUCAAGCGGACGCAACGGUCGUGUCACGCCUUCAUCGUCUAGGCCAAGCUCUCCUGGACCUAGAGUCCGAACCACCACAACGCCGCAACAGCCGAUCGUGCUGGCUGACUUCCCUCUAGACACACCGCCUAAUCUCAGAACAAGUCUCCCGGGGAGACCAUUAUCAGCUGGCAGGUCUAGACCAGCAGCUAGUAGUAGCAGCAUCACAACAUCAAAGGCGAGUCCAGAACCAAAAGGUCCUCUGACGAGAAGGCACUCAUCUCCUGUCGUGACUAGAGGAAGACUCGCAGCACCAGAGCCACCACGAAGGAUUUCAAACGUUGCGGAUGUAGUGACUUCACGGAGAACCCUGAAGACUUCUUCUUCUUCAACCGUCGUCACUGACAGUAACAACAACGGUCUCGGGAGGUCCUUCUCAAAAAAUUCACUUGAUAUGGCCAUUAGGCACAUGGACAUAAGAAACGGAAAGUCAAACGGUUGUGCACUAUCAACGACAACGUUAUUCCCUCAGAGCAUCAGACAAGCCUCGUCCAAGAUACAGCCAAUCCGUUCGGUACAUAACCAUUCUGAUUCUAUAAGCAGUAGCAGCGCGGAGAACGGGAACGAAGCAAACGAGGGAAGAAGACUGAUGGGGAAGCUUAGCGACAUGGACAUGUAUGAGAGCUCGAGGUAUGACGCCUUGUUGCUGAAAGAAGACGUCAAGAACACAAACUGGUUACAUAGCAUUGAUGAUAGGUCAUCGGAUCACGGACUCAUGUUCGAUAAUGGAGGAUUCGAGCUGCUUCCUGAGCCUUUUGGCCCACUAUAACAUACACACCGAAAAGUAAACAAACUUUUUUUUCUUUUUUUUUCGAAAACCACUUUUCUUCUUUUUUUUUUCAUUUAUUUAUCACACACGGUCUUGUUUGCUUUUGUUAAUGGUGUGGAGAAAGAGACGGAUUAUCAGAUAUAAGGGUUCUUGGUUCUUUUGGUUUAUUGAUUCUUGAGUAAGGUUUGUAACUUUGUAGGAGAUGGUAACGUUAUUAUAAAUAUUUCGAGGAGAUGGUAACGUAACGUGGGACCUUCAAGCU
Messenger RNA from Raphanus sativus (radish), 2149 nucleotides. RefSeq lists its product as uncharacterized. The transcript has 5 exons. Gene Ontology annotation, biological process: cortical microtubule organization. Bases 223 to 1887 code for a protein of 554 amino acids. Lineage: Eukaryota; Viridiplantae; Streptophyta; Magnoliopsida; Brassicales; Brassicaceae. The record is from RefSeq and is a predicted model, not a curated record. Gene Ontology annotation, cellular component: cortical microtubule.